AUGUCAUCGGCGUGGAGUACCUGUUCUACCAGACUGGCGUCGCGCUGCAGCAGGAUCUCGGCCGGGACCCCGACGCUGGGGACAGACGAUGAUGGGACAGAGGAGGUGGAGGUGGAGAUGGCGUGGGAGGGAGAGGAGAAGGAGGAAGACAACGAGGGGUUCCAGGAGGAGGAGCUAGGGGACCUGAGGUUCGCUGACGACCUCAGCGCGCUCCUCAAGGCGACGCUUCCCAUCCCUCGACCUGCCACCGCCACUGCCUCCACGUCGACCCAGUCGGACCCGUCCGAGCUGCCCAAGGCGGAGGAGGAGGAGUAG
Messenger RNA from Xyrichtys novacula (pearly razorfish), 315 nucleotides. NCBI's taxonomy places the organism in Eukaryota, Metazoa, Chordata, Actinopteri, Labriformes, Labridae. The record is from the annotation of a GenBank genome assembly.